Molecule: messenger RNA, 4578 nt
Organism: Daphnia pulicaria
Lineage: Eukaryota; Metazoa; Arthropoda; Branchiopoda; Diplostraca; Daphniidae
Product: RNA helicase aquarius-like
Exons: 13
Coding region: 110-4495 (1461 amino acids)
Biological process (GO): mRNA splicing, via spliceosome
Cellular component (GO): catalytic step 2 spliceosome
Molecular function (GO): helicase activity; mRNA binding
Source: RefSeq, a predicted model, not a curated record
CGUCUGCUGCCGGUUUCUGUGGCAACUAGGCGCCAUCCGAGUUUUCAACUUUUCAAGCUGAUAACUUGCUUGACGUUUCAGGCAUUUUUAAAACGUAUAUUGUUACAAAAUGGAGAAUAAAGAUCGAAACGAUGGUUCGAGUAACAAGAACAAUGAGAAUAAAACACCUUUAACAGUCGAUCAAAUUAAUUCUGAUCGAAUCACACAGGUUGCAUCAAAAUACUGGGCACCACAAACAUGUGGAAAUCACAUGGAUUUUGACGCCAGCAUAGUUGACCAAAUUUAUCACCAAGAAGUUCAGGGUGCAAAAUUCAUGAUUCGCCGGAUCAUGAUGCUUGAGUUUAGCCAGUAUCUGGAAAAUUACUUGUGGCCAAACUACAAACCCGAUAAUUCCUCUGCGUCACAUGUGUUAUCAAUAGUAAUCAUGGUUAAUGAAAAAUUCAGAGAACGUGUAUCAGCAUGGCAGAUUUUCCAAAAACUUCCAGAAAAUUUUCCGAGCCUUUUUAAACAACUGAUGGAAAUGUCCCUUGAUGAAAAAUGGGGACUUAGUUUUAAGGAACGAACCAUGAUCCUCAUCUUUUUUAACCAUUGUUUCAAUAGCCUUGAAAUUGAUCUGAUCCGUGAUCAAGUUCAGAAAUUGGUCUCAUUGUCUAUUUGGACUUGUUUACCAGAGGGAAGAAGAGAACAAGAACUCAAUGCUUUUCCUAAACUCAGAAAGUUUUGGAAAGUUAUUCAGAAAAAAGACUCCAAAGAGAAUGAGGAUUCCAAAGCUAAAGCUGAUUUUGAGCGAAGAUUCCUUCAGCGUUUGAUGCACAAAUUUCUCUCCCUUUUAGCUACUAUUCCGUUAGAAGGAGACAUCGACGUAGAAGCAGUUCACUAUUGCGAACGUUUUUUGGAGUUACUGAUUGACUUAGAGGCUUUACUGCCCACUCGCCGCUUCUUCAAUGUCGUCAUGGACGAUUGCCAUCUGGUCACGCGUUGCCACCUGUCAAUGUUGAAUCAACGAACUGAAGGGAAACUUUUCUCGCAGUUGUUGGACAUGCUCAAAUUCUACGCCCGUUUUGAAAUCAAUGAUCAAACCGGCGAUCCGUUGACGGACCACGACAUGAUGCAACUCCACUAUGAUCGCAUCACAGCACUCCAGAAGGCCGUGUUUGUCAAAUACUCUGAAUUGAGGCGGUUUGCGCUGACCAACGUGGCCAGCAUCAAUACCCGUGAAGCGCUCACCAAGCAUUUCGAAAGCCUUAGUACGACGGUAUUGCAAGAUAUCGCGGCUUACCUCAAGCUAUUGCCACCCCCAGACAAUUCGGAUAAUGAUGAGAAAAACAAACAUUUCCUUAUGGAGCUCUUGAUAUCCCGUCAUGAAAGGCGCGCUUCCCAACUGGAGGCACUCAAUGAAAUGCCGUUGUACCCUACUGAGGAUAUCAUCUGGAACGAAAACAUCGUGCCGACUGAAUACUUUUCCGGCGAGGGCUGUCUCGCUUUGCCCAAACUCAACUUGCAAUUCUUGACGCUACACGAUUACCUGCUGCGUAACUUCAACCUGUUUCGACUGGAGUCGACCUAUGAAAUCCGACAAGACAUCGAGGACUCUGUUUUCCGCAUGAAGCCGUGGAAAGGUGAGGACGGAAACGUGGUGUUUGGCGGAUGGGCCAGGAUGGCUCAGCCCAUCACUGCCUUCUCCGUGGUCGAAGUAGGGAAACCGAAUAUCGGUGAAAAACAGCCUUCACGCGUUCGCGCCGAUGUCUCGGUCAUCCUCGACGUCCGUAACGAUGUCAAGUCCGAAUGGGAGAACUUGCGCAAACAUGAUGCGUGCUUUCUUCUCACUGUCCGGCCACCUGGCCCACCCGGAACACACUUUAACUUCAGAGAACCAUUCGUUCCGCAAGUUGGAUUAGUCUACGUCCGAGGCUGUGAGAUCGAAGGUAUGUUGGAUCACCUUGGAAGAAUUAUUGAAGAAGGACCAGAUCCCAGACCGAAAAUUCCAGGAGGACAGAGAACCUUCCGCGUUUGGUUGGACUGCAAUCAAUACAAGAUGGACAUGGAUCGCGUCUCGCAAAACGGGGAGGACGUUUACGAUUCAUUCAACAUCUUGAUGCGACGUAAACCAAAGGAGAAUAACUUCAAAGCAGUGCUGGAAACAAUCCGAGACUUGAUGAACACGGAUUGCGUUGUCCCCGAAUGGCUUCACGACAUCAUUCUCGGCUACGGCGACCCAGGAGCGGCUCACUACUCCAAAAUGCCCAAUCAAAUUCCAGCAUUGGAUUUCAACGACACAUUCUUGGACUAUGCCCAUCUGAAGGAAAGCUUUCCAGAACACGAAAUCCGCACUAAUGAAGAGGACGGAAAAGAGAAAGAAGGGCGAGACGGUUCGACGAAAUUGGCCCCACCGUUCCGGUUAACUUUCAAUCUACAAGGAAAAGAUAUUUUAGUUGAACCUCAUGUUAUGCCCAGCCGCGGCCCUUACCCGUUUAAUGAGCCCAAGAAGAAUGCCGUGCGUUUCACGCCGACCCAAAUCGAAGCCAUCCGUUCUGGUAUGCAGCCCGGUUUGACAAUGGUGGUCGGUCCGCCUGGUACGGGUAAAACGGACGUUGCAGUCCAAAUUAUCUCCAACAUUUAUCACAACUUUCCCGAACAGCGGACCCUUAUCGUCACUCACUCGAAUAUGGCUCUCAAUCAAUUGUUCGAAAAGAUCAUGGCUCUAGACAUCGACGAGCGUCAUUUGCUCCGUAUGGGUCACGGUGAAGAGGAGCUCGAAACGGAAAAGGACUUUAGCCGAUACGGUCGAGUGAAUUACGUGUUGGGCAAGCGCUUGGAGCUGUUGGAUCAUGUUCAGCGAUUGCAGCAAUCCCUCGGAGUGGCCGGUGACGUGGCCUACACAUGCGAAACAGCUGGCCACUUCUUCCGCCUCCACAUUUUAGCUCGCUGGGAAGAAUACCUGGCCCGAGUUCGGAGCGACAAGAGCAGCGGAGUCACAAUCGAAGAUGUCGGUCGCCUUUUCCCGUUCGCCAAAUUCUUUGAAGAUGCACCUCAACCCAUUUUCAAGGGUCGCAGCUACGUCGAGGACAUGGAAAUCGCCGAUGGCUGCUGGCGCUACAUUCGGAAGAUUUUCAGUCAACUGGAAGAGUUCCGUGCUUUCGAGCUAUUGCGAAGCGGACUUGAUCGAUCGCGAUACCUGCUGGUCCGUGAGGCCAAGAUUAUAGCCAUGACCUGUACGCACGCGGCCCUCAAGCGCAGGGAGCUGGUGGAGCUCGGCUUCAAGUACGAUAACAUCUUGAUGGAAGAAGCGGCCCAGAUCCUGGAGAUUGAGACUUUCAUUCCAUUGUUGCUGCAGACGCCACAGGACGGCUUCAACCGUCUCAAGCGCUGGAUCAUGAUUGGUGACCACCAUCAGCUCCCACCCGUCAUUAAAAAUAUGGCCUUCCAAAAGUAUUCCAAUAUGGAACAGUCGCUCUUUACCCGCGUUGUUCGCUUGGGAGUGCCCACUGUCGAUCUGGACGCACAGGGACGUGCUAGACCGAGCCUAUGCUCCCUGUACCAGUGGCGCUACAAGAAGCUAGGCAACCUGGAACACGUCAUCAGUGGACCCGAGCACCGGGUGGCUAACGCCGGAUUUGUCUACGAUUUCCAGCUGAUCAACGUUGAAGAUUUCCAGGGCAUUGGAGAAUCGGAACCGAAUCCCUACUUUUUCCAGAACUUGGCCGAGGCCGAAUAUGUCGUGGCCGUUUUCAUGUACAUGCGGCUCUUGGGCUACCCGGCCGAAAAGAUCUCUAUCCUGACAACUUACAAUGGACAGAAACAUCUGAUCCGCGACGUCGUCAACACUCGCUGCGCCAACAACCCGCUCAUAGGCCGGCCCAGCAAGAUCGACACGGUCGACAAGUAUCAGGGUCAACAAAACGAUUACAUUCUCCUGUCGCUUGUGAGAACCCGAGCGGUCGGUCAUUUACGUGACGUCCGCCGUUUGGUUGUGGCCACAUCCCGUGCCCGUCUUGGUCUCUACGUCUUCGCCAGAACGUCAUUGUUCGCCAACUGUUUCGAACUGACGCCAACCUUCCGGUCGCUCUUGCAACGACCCACUGACCUGAGACUUCUGCCCGUAGAGACCUACCGGACAGAGCGGCUCUCCACUCAGGAGCCAGAUGCGGAUGCUACCCUGGUGAUCAACGAUAUGCCGCAGAUGGCAACGUUUGUCUACGACUUGUACCGCAAAAAAGUCGAGGCCAUCGCCAAAGAUCCAAACGCGGAGAAGCCCUGGGCUAAGCCGAUCGAGCCCAUGCAGGAGGAUGUGAAGCAGCCGGCAGCGGAGGAAUCGGAUUCCGACUCGUCGGAAGCGGAAGUGGAAGAGGUCAGGAUCAUCAAUGAAAUCGAAGAAGAAGAAGCCCCUGGGCAAGAAAUGCGACAGGAAUCUGUCAAAAAGACGAAGAAGGACGAAGAAGUCGAAAAAAAAGAAGAAGAAGAAAAAGAAGAGACGGCAGCGGUGGCAUCCACGUAGGAGGGUCAAGACUCUUUAAGGAAAUGACUUUGAAGAGGAGGGGCGAGAGUAAAAAUGGAAGGAAUAAACGAUCAAUACAUUCA